Penicillium canescens is the source of this 1554-nucleotide messenger RNA. RefSeq lists its product as uncharacterized. Gene Ontology annotation, cellular component: cytoplasm; SBF transcription complex. Gene Ontology annotation, molecular function: transcription coregulator activity. The transcript has 2 exons. The record is from RefSeq and is a predicted model, not a curated record. Lineage: Eukaryota; Fungi; Ascomycota; Eurotiomycetes; Eurotiales; Aspergillaceae. The coding region runs from base 1 to 1554 and encodes 517 amino acids.
AUGGACGGUCGCGACGCUUCGAGUCGCGGAGCGCAUGCGGAGAACCGUGCGAACGCCCCCGUGAAUCACGCGACACCUACAGUCCCUGUCGAGACUCAGAGAGCGCCAUUGUCACUACGUGUAGAUGGUUUGAGCGCCGUUGCUGUCGCUUCUGGCGAGGGCGACUCGACCCCAACCUAUAUCGAAUCGGAGCGCGGUAGUGUUACUUCGGAUGGUCGACGACCUGACCUUUACUCCGCUAGUACCGUCACAGACUCCCUGUCCAGUCUUCCUUCGUCCAAUGAUACCAGCCGAUUUUCAGAACUUGGCAACUCGUAUACGUCGAAUGAACAUGGGUCAGUACCACAAAACGAUCAAAAGUCUUUACAAUCGGCAAUGGCGCCGCAGACACAGCCGGUGAAUGGGAAUGUCGCAGAACGGUGGCAGCCCUCACUACCAACAAUAAAGGCUGGCAAUGGGUCACCUCCAUGCUUGCCAAAGCAUUCGCGCACAAAGUCGAACUUUGAUGGGCUGGCUCCAGGGCAGAAAAGAACAGCAACUGGGGAUAUCAAGCCCGUUUCAUUAGAUCCCCCCGCGACCCACAGUGAUGCGAAUGGAGCUACGCGGCGACGUUCAAAAAGCACUGGCUCGUCGGUUUACGGAAGUAGGAUUGCGCAGCUAUCGGUUCACAUCCGUACGCGUCUAUCAUACGCGGCGGCAAAAGUGGAGAAAGAGAAAGAGAAAGCCCGACUAUCACUUGAAGCUGGCCCUCACCCCACACUCCGCACAUAUCACAGCGCAUCUCCAUUGAGCACCGCACCAAGUGACGUUGCAUCAGCACCAGAAAUAGACCCGCCAUUUCUUUCACACCAAAGCUCCAGCUCCUCCAACGGAAACUCCAAUUGUUUCCCGAGUCAUAACCGCUCACGAUCAGCAUUCUCAUCUCCUAACCUCCUAUCAAUUCCUAAACUAGCACCUCCUGUUGAUAUCAUCUCAUCUAAUGGCGACAACCGACGCCGUCGACCAAACCCUAAUGCUAUCUCAAACCCUCUUAAUCACAGCCCCGUCCGCCGUCACCGACGGCACCAUUCACACCAGGAGCACGGACUAAACCGUCCAGUCCUAGGUUCUGAAACUCCCUCCCUCUCAUCAACCACACAUGCACCAACUUCCACCCCGAACGGGUUCUAUCGACCCCGCACCAAUUCCCAAAACACAUCAAUGGAACAAGACGCCAUUGAAACCCUCAUGUUCAUGUCCAGUCCCGAGAACUCAGGAUACCGCUUCAGUCCUCGGCCACUACAAGCCGCAAGCACACAAAGCAGUCUAAACGAAUCAAUCAACACCAGCAAUGGCACCACUCACAAUGGAAGCCAAGGCUCGCAAAGCUCCGGCUCCUACAGUGGCCGUGGAUACGAAACGAAAUCGGGACUGGAAGCCCAUGCCGGCGAUGACAUUGAUCGCCUUUUGGAUCAGAUGGAUAGUGAUAGCGAGGAUGAGGGGCGGUAUGCGUCUUACCGUCCAGCUAUUAGUGGCGCACAUCCUUUCAGAGGACAUUAUGGACGCCAGAGAUAA